UAAACAUGUUUAAAUUAUAAGCAACAAUAUUACUAACCCUUGCACUGUAUAGUGCAUUAUCCUCAGCUUCAAGCUAGCUAGCUAACUCCAUUCAGCUAUGGAUCCAAGAAUCUCCUUCUCCAAUGAUUUUGUGGAUGCCCAGCAAGCCAUCAAUAUGAAGCGUGAAAGCAUUUACAGAGAAGCUCCUGUGUCUUCGGAUUUCGAAUUCUGUGUGAAGAACUAUGCCAUGAUCUCAGCAGAUGAAGUGUUUUCCCAGGGCAUGUUGGUGCCUAAUAACAAAUCCAUGACGGCCAAGAAGAUGACGACUACUCUGAGAGAUGAGCUUCUUGUGAGUGAUGACUUGUACGACGACGCACUGCCAAGAGUACCGAAGAGUUCAAGCAGAUGGAAGGAGAGGCUGGGCUUAAGAAAGAGUAGUUCUAAUAAGAAGGAUAAGAAGAGUUGCAGUACUGAUGGGUUUCUGCAGAGAGUAGCUGAAGAGGAAAGGCCUAGCAAAGACAAUCUGGGGCUGUUUUAUGGAGGAGGUCAGAAGAUGAGCUGAACUAUAAAUAUAUAUAGUAGCGGCAGUGUUGGUCGAAUCUCUAGGAGGGAGUUUCGUUCCUCUGACGAUAAUUUUCUGAGGGGUUGUUAGAAUUUGUGCUGACUUUAUUCAGAAAAACUUAGACAUAACCUGCAAAUUAAGCGAUGUUUAUUAUCAAUUAACUAGAAAUAGAAAGAUGCAUGGCACCUUUAGCAUUUUGAUCAGUGUACAAAUGUUUGCAGUAGAAGAACAACCCCAUCAGUAGAUCGGUUUUAGUUUAUAUCUGUGUGUAAUAUGCCCAAUUAUUAUGGAGAGACCACUUGUUUUCUAGUAAUAAGUUGUCUAUUUUCUUCCU
Messenger RNA from Neltuma alba, 875 nucleotides. RefSeq lists its product as uncharacterized. The record is from RefSeq and is a predicted model, not a curated record. The transcript has 2 exons. The coding region runs from base 98 to 541 and encodes 147 amino acids. NCBI's taxonomy places the organism in Eukaryota, Viridiplantae, Streptophyta, Magnoliopsida, Fabales, Fabaceae.